CAGGCCCAGAGAGGAAAAAUGGCGGAAAGCAUAUCAGGCGCACUCUCCCACUCGCAACUUAAAACACUCGGGAACACAAAGCACAUGACGCAAACAAGUGUCUCACCUGUCCAACAUCUCAAUCAGUGCAGCAAGAACCGACGCUUCACAAAAAACGACGCAACACAAAUGACUGCACGGCAACAAACUCCACAGG
Pelobates cultripes (western spadefoot toad) is the source of this 196-nucleotide messenger RNA. Lineage: Eukaryota; Metazoa; Chordata; Amphibia; Anura; Pelobatidae. The record is from the annotation of a GenBank genome assembly.